GAUAGCAUAAAUGAUCAAAUUCUCUUAGAAACAGUUGAGUAAUGUUAUAUGAAUCUUGGCGUGGUAUGGCUAUCUGAGUUUCUGUGCCUGCUUUUUUAGGUUCAUAGUAAUGUUAUAUGUUGGGGUCUUAAAGGGUUUAUCGAUUCUCUUUUCAUCGUUGUGUCACAUGUAUGAUUCAUCUGGGUCUCUACUUCAAGCAAAGCAAAGACGACGAUUCUUCCGGAUCCUUUAAAACCAAAGAACUAUGGUAUUUAAGCAGCAAGUAAACCAUGGUAGAUAACUAUGGCAAGACUUGAUAUUCUAUUAGGUAAAAUUGUGAAGGCUGAGAAACAUCCUAAGGCAAAUGCAUUGUAUGUAGAA
This is a messenger RNA of Arabidopsis thaliana (thale cress), 360 nucleotides long. RefSeq lists its product as uncharacterized. Bases 110 to 232 code for a protein of 40 amino acids. Lineage: Eukaryota; Viridiplantae; Streptophyta; Magnoliopsida; Brassicales; Brassicaceae. The transcript has 2 exons. The record is from RefSeq and is marked reviewed.